UUGAAUAUGACAGUGACAGCUUUCACUUUGACAGACUCGUGACCACUGAGGUUAAGAAUUUCCUAAAUAUGUUUUAAUUUUUAUUUCUACGCAGUGAUACUGUUAUGCAAUAGUAAAUAUUGCAACCACGCCAAGGACUCAUGUUUUAUCGUUACACGUGCACAUUAUUUUUACCCCAGCACCUGGCACAGGAAACGGGAGAUAUUUUAAAAAUCAUCACCCAGAAUGCAGUCAAUGACCAUGGGCUUCAGAAGGCUGAUGACAAAUUUCCGUGGCUAUAGUCCUGUCUCCAAGUUCAGAAGAGUCGUGAAAGUGGCAUUCAGUGAUAAAUAUUUAUUAUACACAAAUGUUACAAUUUCCUUAAGUCUAUCAGCAUUAGGUGAUAUAGCAGAACAGAGCUAUGAACUAUACUGUAAAGAACUAGAAUGUUAUGAUGUGAAACGGACUUUACACAUGGCUUGUUCAGGAGUUGCUGUGGGUGUCUUGUGUCACCAUUGGUACAAAGUUUUAGACAAAUUUAUCGUAGGAAAGACUUUUGAUAUGGUUGUUAAGAAACUGAUCCUUGAUCAGUUCAUAUUCUCGCCUAUUAUGAUAAUAACUUUCUUUGGGAGUUUAGCGUUGUUUGAGGAGAAUCCUUUAGAAAAUUUUAAAGAUGAAGUUCAAGGUAAAUUUAUUACCCUUUACCAAGCCGAGUGGGUUGUGUGGCCGCCCGCGCAGAUCAUUAAUUUCUAUUUCCUCCCCACUAGAUACAGAGUAUUGUACGACAAUACGAUAUCAUUAGGAUACGAUAUAUACACCUCACAAGUUAAACAUAGUAAAGGAAAAAAAAUAUUUUUAGAUAGUAAUGGUAAAAAACCGGAUUCAUCUUGAUGAUUAUCAUCAUUUUCUAGUACAAUUUAUAUACCUACUUAAGUAAUUAGUCAGUUUAAGUGCGAUAUUCGUGGUUACCGGUACUGAAAGCGAUGCUGUGAUAAUCAACAAAUAAAUAUGACAAAAUAUAUAUCUAUUAUUUAUUAUUUAACUCUUUGAACGCCAACACCGCUUAACCUUACGUAUGUGUGUGAUGGUCAAAUCUAUAGUCUGACAAAAAAGAGAAAAAAAUAAAAAGUGGCAAUACCUUAAUAGUCUUGU
Cydia fagiglandana is the source of this 1131-nucleotide messenger RNA. RefSeq names its product mpv17-like protein 2. The coding region runs from base 226 to 870 and encodes 214 amino acids. Gene Ontology annotation, cellular component: cytoplasm; mitochondrion; membrane. The record is from RefSeq and is a predicted model, not a curated record. NCBI's taxonomy places the organism in Eukaryota, Metazoa, Arthropoda, Insecta, Lepidoptera, Tortricidae. Gene Ontology annotation, biological process: cellular response to reactive oxygen species; mitochondrial ribosome assembly. The transcript is spliced from 2 exons.